CCCAUUUUCCCAACCACCAGCUACAUCCUGACCCAUACGUCACUUACACGUCGAUCGAAACCUCUUUGAUUUGAGCCUAUAAAUAGGCAUCAAAGUUGCACUCCAAUUUCAUUCCAUCCAAUCGAGUGGAAAAUGGGUUCCAAAACAGUUGUUCUCCUUGCCCUUUUGUUGGCCACUGUUCUUUUCAUUACCUCCGAGGUCACAGCCGCCAGAGAUUUGGUCGAGACUUCUACUAAUUUCAAGGAAACUACUGAACAGACAAACAAUGGGGUAGAGGACGCCAAGUAUGGUGGAUACAAUGGCGGCGGAGGGUACAAUGGCGGCGGAGGGGGGUACAAUGGUGGCGGAGGGGGGUAUGGAGGGGGAUGCCGUCAUAGAUGCUGUCGUUAUGGAAGGUGCGGGUGCUGCUCUGAAGAGGCCGUGGAAAAAGGAAACUAAUCGGAGCAAAUGCCUCACGGCCGUGCCGGAUCGAGGAAUGUUAAUUGCAAUAUUGUGUUGCUUUUGUAUCAGGAGCCUUGAAUAAAAAGCAUGAGGGGAGGUGAUCCCAUCAUGCCCUUUCUAAAAUUUAAGUUCUCCCAUGGGGGAACGAUAAGUGUGUUUAAUUA
Molecule: messenger RNA, 605 nt
Organism: Rhododendron vialii
Lineage: Eukaryota; Viridiplantae; Streptophyta; Magnoliopsida; Ericales; Ericaceae
Product: abscisic acid and environmental stress-inducible protein-like
Exons: 2
Coding region: 133-438 (101 amino acids)
Source: RefSeq, a predicted model, not a curated record